UCACUUAAGUGCGUACUGUGAACAAAACACGGGUGGCUAUACAGGGUGUCCCAUACAAAGGAUGACUUACUACAGAAUGGAGUGCUGUUAUAACCUGGGACUGUUUGUGUUGGGGAUGCUGUUAAUUUGUGUACCUACUGCAGACGGACAAUCAGUCCGACUUUCGGGAGGAUAUUCCAAAAGCUCCGGUCGUGUGGAAGUGUUACAUUCCGGACAGUGGGGUACAGUGUGUGACGAGUCCUGGGACAACGAUGACGCCGUAGUGGUCUGUCGCAUGCUUGGUUACAGCCGGGGAUCUGCAUACUCCUAUGCGGUGUUUGGCCAGGGUUCGGGACUGAUUUGGAUGUCAGAUGUUGAUUGUUCUGGGUCCGAAUCCAGUCUGUUAGAUUGUCCAUUUCCUGGCUGGGGUAUAUCGACAUGUAGUCAUAAGGAUGAUGCUGGAGUUGUUUGCUUCAAUAAUACAGAUCUCUCGGAGGUAGCCGUACGUCUAGUGGAGAGGGAAGGAUACUAUAACAGUUCCGGCCGAGUUGAAGUGUUUUAUGAUGGAUACUGGGGCUACAUAGGAUCCCGUAACUGGGGCAACAAUGAUGCUCAAGUGGUGUGUAGGAUGCUUGGAUAUAGUGUCGGCCAUUCUGCGUCUGAAUUCCGUCAAUCACACGAAGCCUACGACCGGAAACAACCGACUUGGAUGGAGUAUGUACGAUGUAACGGAUCAGAAAGCAGUAUCGCUGACUGUCCAUUCGGUGGAUGGGGAGUAUUUUCUUCAUCGUAUUAUUAUAACUACCAAACAACCGCUUCCGUGGCCUGCACCGGGCAAAGGGAUAUCGACGAGAGAGCUGUCCGCCUGGUAGACGGAUUUUCACCCGGCUCUGGUCGCCUGGAAGUGUUUUACGCAGGACAAUGGGGCACUGUGUGUGAAUCCUAUCGUUGGGGUGUACAAGACGAUCAGGUCGUGUGCAGAAUGCUGGGAUACAGCGAAAGCGUCCACUAUGAUGACAACCCAUUCCCUAGUGGUACGGGAAUGGUGUGGAUGAGUGAAGUUGGUUGCUCUGGGACCGAAUCCAGUCUGUACGACUGUCCAUUUGACGGAUGGGGAUCUACCUGUUCUCACUCACGAGAUGUGGGUGUAUUCUGUUUUAACAAUACAGACGGUUCUGAGGUGGCAUUCCGUCUGAUGGAGGUAGACGGAUAUCACAACAGGUCAGGCAGAGUGGAGGUUUUCUAUGCGGGGCUAUGGGGAUAUGUCGGAUAUCAUAACUGGGACGAUAAAGAUGCUGAUGUUUUUUGUAGGAUGCUGGGAUACAGAACUGGAAAGGGACACCACGUGACUCAUGAUGUGGAUUUUGGCAACCUCCAACAUCCAACAUGGAUGGAUUAUGUGAAUUGUAACGGGACAGAAAUCACUUUAGCCGACUGUCAGUUUGGAGGAUGGGGAUCAUCCUAUGUAAGAAGCUCAAUGUCAUCUGCAUCUGUUUCCUGUCUCAGUCAGUCUGAUUUCGACGAGAGAGCUGUCCGCCUGGUAGACGGGUUUUCACUCGGCUCUGGUCGCCUGGAAGUGUUUUACGCAGGACAAUGGGGCACUGUGUGUGAUUCCAAUCAUUGGGGUGUACAAGACGAUAAGGUCGUGUGCAGAAUGCUGGGAUACAGCGAAAGCGUUCACUAUUAUGACAACCCAUUCCCUAGUGGGACGGGAAUGGUGUGGAUGAGUGAAGUUGGUUGUUCUGGGACUGAAUCCAGUCUGUACGACUGUCCAUUUGACGGAUGGGGAUCUACCUGUUCUCACUCACGAGAUGUGGGUGUAUUCUGUUUUAACAAUACAGACGGUUCUGAGGUGGCAGUCCGUCUGAUGGAGGUAGACGGAUAUCACAACAGGUCAGGCAGAGUGGAGGUUUUCUAUGCAGGUCUAUGGGGAUAUGUCGGAUAUAGUUCAUGGGGCGAUAAGGAUGCUGAUGUUGUAUGUAGGAUGCUGGGAUACAGAACUGGAAAGGGACACCACGUGACUCAUGAUGUGGAUUUUGGCAACCUCCAACAUCCAACAUGGAUGGAUUAUGUGAAUUGUAACGGGACAGAAAUCACUUUAGCCGACUGUCAGUUUGGAGGAUGGGGAUCAUCCUAUGUCAGAAGCUCAAUGUCAUCUGCAUCUGUUUCCUGUCUCAGUCAGUCUGAUUUCGACGAGAGAGCUGUCCGCCUGGUAGACGGGUUUUCACUCGGCUCUGGUCGCCUGGAAGUGUUUUACGCAGGACAAUGGGGCACUGUGUGUGAUUCCUAUCGUUGGGGUGUACGAGACGAUCAGGUCGUGUGCAGAAUGCUGGGAUACAGCGAAAGCGUCCACUUUGAUGACAACCCAUUCCCUAGUGGUACGGGAAUGGUGUGGAUGAGUGAAGUUGGUUGUUCUGGGACUGAAUCCAGUCUGUACGACUGUCCAUUUGACGGAUGGGGAUCUAUCUGUUCUCACUGGGAUGAUGUGGGUGUAUUCUGUUUUAACAAUACAGACGGUUCUGAGGUGGCAGUCCGUCUGAUGGAGGUAGACGGAUAUCACAACAGGUCAGGCAGAGUGGAGGUUUUCUAUGCGGGGCUAUGGGGAUAUGUCGGAUAUCAUAACUGGGACGAUAAGGAUGCUGAUGUUGUAUGUAGGAUGCUGGGAUACAGAACUGGAAAAGGACACCGCGUGACUCAUGAUGUGGAUUUAGACAACCUCCAACACCCAACCUGGAUGAAUUAUGUGAAUUGUAACGGAACAGAAAUGACUUUAGCCGACUGUCCGUUCGGAGGGUGGGGAUCCUCAUAUGUCAGAAGCACAAUGUUAUCUGCAUCUGUUUCCUGUCUCAGUCAGUCUGACGUCGAAGAGCUUGCCGUCCGAUUGGUGGGAGGGUUUUCCAACAGCUCUGGUCGCGUGGAGUUGUUCUACGCCGGAGAGUGGGGAACCAUAUGUGACGGGUCCUGGGACAAUAAUGACGCUCAAGUUGUCUGUCGAAUGCUUGGAUACAGACGAGGCUCUGCCUACCGGUAUGCUGUAUUUGGGGAAGGAACUGGAAUCACGUGGAUGAGCGAUGUCGGUUGUUCCGGAUCGGAAUCUAAACUGUUCCAUUGCUCCUUCAGUGGAUGGGGGUCUACAUGUUCCCAUGACUACGAUGUAGGGGUCGUCUGCUUCAACGAUUCGGAUGUUUCAGAUGUAAAGUUCCGCUUGGUUGAAGUAGACGAUUAUAAGAAAAGCUCUGGUCGGAUAGAGGUGUUUUACGAAGGUUAUUGGGGCUAUGUAGGAUCAACUAAUUGGCAUGUGAAUGACGCCCAUGUCGCGUGCAGGCUGUUCGGAUACAGCACCGGCUCCGCACAUAACUACCAAUACCGAUUUGAAGGCAUUGAGCGUCCGAAACCUACUUGGAUGGACUCUGUGAAAUGUAUCGGAUCAGAAACUAGCCUCGCCGAUUGUGCCUUUGAUGGAUGGGGAGUGUUCCGUGGAGCCGGGUCUUCCUAUCAGAACUGUGCCUUCGUUAAAUGCACCGGUUUCCUAGGUACAUGUUUGUUUUCUGCAUCGACAGGGGUCAAGUCGACAGCUAUUUUGCCACUGGCAAUAGCCUAUCAAUGAAAUCACGGUUUACAAAACUUAGUAAUUAACAAGAUGGCCGUCGACUUGACACUGAUACCUGUCGAUGCAGAAAACAACCAUUUGGAGCACGGAAAGAGAAAUUUUAUCAAUAAAAUGUUGUAUAGAUAUAAUUCCUAUACAUGCGAAACAUAAUAUAUCUAUUUUUCUUUAUUUCAGCUGCAGUAUUGUUGACAAAUUGUUGUGACGUUCUGACACGAAAAUCUCCACGACAUCUAACAUAAACACAUUACAUCUGCGCAUGUCCCGGUCUCUGUGUCACACUAAGACACAUUCAGUCUGACCAAUUCUUUGUUACAUAACAUCAUAUUGAGUUAUUUACAAUGCUGGUACUUUAUUAUGACAUUCUCAUUACUAUGUCAUGUCUUGAGGUGUCCUAAAUGUGAUGUCCUGUAUCAUGUCAUGUCACGUGGUGUCUACGUAAACGUCAUGUAACGUCAAUAUAACAAAGCCCGUGAUGGUGUAUUACAUCAGUGCGGGCGGCACAUGUGUGUGAGCGUGUGGAAUAUAUAUCAUCAUAAUAACAUAUUAUCUUAUAAGAUGUUUUCCUUUCAACCAAAAAGUUUAUUCUUCUUAUGUAUCCGCCAAGAUAUAAGGUAAGCAUGGUUUUUUUCAAAUUCUUUCAAAUCCAAAGGAAUAGAUGUAUUUCAUUAAUACAUGUACAUUUGUAUCAUAAAUUUCACAUUUUGAUUAAAAUUUUAUGGUUAUUUUUUUUUAAAUUAGCCACAACUAUAAAUUCUAAUUACACGUAUAAUAACAUUAAAGGUAUUUUUCUCUGUCGAUACUUCUAUUAUAACGUUAUGUGUUUAUACUUACACAACUCUUUGUUAAUCUUAUUUUGAAAACUUCCUUUGGUGACACGCCGUAACAAUUGUUUUCAAUUUUAGCUGUUGACAAGUGGGGAAAGUCACAAUGAUAGGUCUAAGCAAACAGAAAGGAGCCCACUCCGGCCUAUAGGUGGACAUCGAGGUUUGAAGUGUGCCCACACGGUUAGAGUUUUCUACGUAAUCGACCUGUAUGGAAUUAUAGGCGAUAAGACUGUGAUGUGUACUUAAAGGACACAACCGUGUCAUACCAGUCGUAAAAAGAACGAGGAAUGGACCAGGCGUCCAGGAGGGGAUAGUGAAGUAGAGCAUUGGGAAGCUGAACUCAUUCUAUGACAGAGUUGCUGGCCGUGGAACCGAGACUUCUAACGUUACAAUUUCGGACUUAUUACAGAUGAUAGGUGUAACGAUACAGCACUCCGAAAAGGAAACCCUGUCAAUAACCGAAAUAGUCAUUCGGAUGCCAGAAACCAGAACACCGUCUGCAUCUCGAGAUUAUUUGUCGAAUUAGUGCUUCAUAAAUAAAGGUGUCUUCAAACAUUGACUCGAAUCUCGACGAUUAACAGCUAAAGAGUUAUGUAUUUAAGAAAAAAUAAAUAUGAUAAUCAUCUGA
Molecule: messenger RNA, 5041 nt
Organism: Pecten maximus
Lineage: Eukaryota; Metazoa; Mollusca; Bivalvia; Pectinida; Pectinidae
Product: deleted in malignant brain tumors 1 protein-like
Exons: 24
Coding region: 62-3586 (1174 amino acids)
Cellular component (GO): membrane
Source: RefSeq, a predicted model, not a curated record